UGAUGAUGAUGAUGAUAAUGACGUUUACUUCCCUCCUCAGGCUCAAACAUGAACCUAAAAAUAUCGGUGGCCCUCGUGGUUACUCUCUCCGUCCUUACGGAAUUGGCGGUAGCGGCAAAGGGUGGCAAGUCUAAGAAAGAUGGAGACCUAAAGUCGAAGGCUAACUCCAUCAAAGAAGUGUUCAUGAAACUCUGGCCAGCUUGUCGUCGGUCUGCGGUUCCUAUGGAGGGGAAUGGGCUUCAGCAGAAGAAAAAGCAAGCAAUUCCACAACCAAUCCCGGAACCAUGGUUUGGAAUCUGCAAGAUGCUGCUGGAAAUGGAGGACAGAACGAUUAUAGAACCGCCACUAAACAUUGAUAACUGCAAGGGGGAGAAUAACGAAAUAAACUCAAACCGAAGAGAUAGAGAAAAAAAGGGUGAAAAUGACGGAGAAAAAAAGAAGAAACCAGGAAAAGAAAGGCCGAAGGAUGGAAAGGGACAGGAAAAGAGGAAAGGAGGUCGCAAAGGUGGAAAAGAGACAGAUGAUGGCGAGGACACAGAUUUCAAUGACGACGGUACUGACCAAAGUCUGGCUGGACCCAAGAGAAAAGGAGGCAACGAGAAGAAAACGCAACGUAAGGAGGAGCGAAAGGGAAAGAGGGCGGAAAACAAUAGUGGAAAGGGCUCGGCAGAUCAACAAGAAAUUGGAUUUAAAAAAGAAAGCGGCGAAGAGAGUGAUAAAGAGAGAAAGAAAACGGAUGGGAAGAAGCCUGGGAGGAAAGGGAAGGGUGAAAAGAGAGCCAAAACUCUAGAUGGAAAUGAAGAUGGGAAUGCAAACAGCGCUAUCGAGCCACUGCUACCACAGCCACCCAAAAAACAAGACCGUCCAAAAGGAAAUGAUGAGUCGAACCGACGCCGCGAUCAGAAUAUGGGGGACAAUGGGGAGGAAGGGAAGAAAGGGGCGAGAAAAGAAGACAGGCGUAAAAAGAAAGGACAAGACUCAGGUGACAAUGCAGAUGGUAGGAAUGCAGUCAAUGCUUUACCGCUAAGCCCGGACGCAACCACAGAAGGUGAAGAAGGGCUGCAAACCCAGGAUCAGAACAAGAAGAAAGAACGGAAGGAAAAGAAGUCGGAGAGAAAGAAAGAGCGGAAGAACAAAGGUAAAAAUCAAGGUGGAGCUAAACGUGCUAAGGAAGAGAACAACAUUAGCGAGAUACAGUUCUAACAAAGAAACACGUGGAAAAAAGGAAGCAGGAUAGGUGAGGAUGGAGGUUUUUAAGGAGAUGUUUCCUAAAUUGAUUUUUAUCUGAGUUAUAAAGCCUGUUGGAUAAAAAGUUCUAAAAAUUGAGACAAGGUUCAUGUAGCGUUGUUUCAUUUGAAGCAUGACCCCCCCCCCUUUCCCCCCAUUUUCAGCGAAAGUGUUGUGAAGGUAUCAAGCUGCCAUAGGGCUAAUAGUAAACACAGUGAGUCUACAUACAUUAUAGUCUGUAUCGACUUGGAAAGAGGGAAAAAACCUGUAAUAUUUUUCGAAAAAAACUGAUAACUUAAAUAAUACGUUGAGGGAAAGCAGUGCUUUCGAAACAGAAUAAAACUUUGGGAAAUUUGUAUAAUAAAAAGACUUUGUGUUUGAAGUUAUUCUUUAUUCCGUCUGUCUGCUUGGUUAAUUAAUGGGGUUGCCUAUUCAUUAAAAGUGAAAUUUAAACUUUGAUAAUUCAUAAUUAUCACUAUCAACACGAAAACCACUACCAAAGCAUGUUUGUUGACAAUCUCCUCACAUUCAAUUCUAAUCACAGAGGUAUCUAGAACGCCUGAAGACUCUUUCUGAAUCUGAAAGUAAACCUGUGUCCUUGUCA
Molecule: messenger RNA, 1831 nt
Organism: Aplysia californica (California sea hare)
Lineage: Eukaryota; Metazoa; Mollusca; Gastropoda; Aplysiida; Aplysiidae
Product: ABC transporter F family member 4
Exons: 4
Coding region: 49-1203 (384 amino acids)
Source: RefSeq, a predicted model, not a curated record